Magnolia sinica is the source of this 2035-nucleotide messenger RNA. Its product is annotated as cytochrome P450 714C2-like. The transcript has 5 exons. Gene Ontology annotation, molecular function: iron ion binding; heme binding; oxidoreductase activity, acting on paired donors, with incorporation or reduction of molecular oxygen. The record is from RefSeq and is a predicted model, not a curated record. Bases 220 to 1878 code for a protein of 552 amino acids. NCBI's taxonomy places the organism in Eukaryota, Viridiplantae, Streptophyta, Magnoliopsida, Magnoliales, Magnoliaceae.
UGUUACAUCUGCAAUCCAUGUCCUGAAGAUCCACACGGUUGAUAUGAUGGGACCACCAUGUAUGGACUAUAAAUCCUAGCCAUCCAAUCUUUGAUAUUUCCUAAAAUGAAUAUGGACACUAAUACGUUCCUUUACUUAGCAUCUAUUUGUAGGUCAUCAGGUUAGUCUUGUCCAUCUGAGCUGGGGCCGCAUCAUAUCAACGGUCCAGAUAACUGGACCAUGCUCCAACAUGCGCACGCUGGGGCUGGAGGAUACAUACGUAUCCUCGGGCGGAAGGGUCAAUAUAAUUCCUCGAACAGCAAUAACAAGUUGGAAGAAUUAGAAGAGAAAGAGAUCAUGGAACUAGUUUUCAAGAUCUUCUUCUCCUUGUUUUUGGUGGGCCUUUGUAGCUUACCUGCCUACUUGUACUGUAUCUUAUGGAUGUUCCCUGGAAAGAAUCGAGAGAUCUUACGAAAGCAAGGGAUCAAAGGCCCACCACCUUCUCUUCUCAAUGGGAAUAUCUCGGAGAUGAAAUGUAUGGGAUCAAUGGAGAAAAAGCCCGGGGAGGACAGCAGAGAUGUGUCGCACAACUACGCUUUGACGCUCUUCCCUUACUUCGAACGGUGGAGAAAAGAUUACGGCCCGAUAUUCAUGUACUCGCUGCGAAACGUUUUGAUACUGCAUGUGACCGACCCGGAUCUGAUAAAUGAGAUUGGGCGAUCCACAUCUCUGGAUUUAGGAAAGCCUUCAUAUCUACAAAAGGAUCAGAAGCCUUUGUUUGGCCAAGGCAUUUUAAGGUCAAAUGGGCCAUCUUGGGCCCACCAAAGGAAAAUCAUCGCGCCAGAAUUCUUCAUGGACAAAGUAAUGGUAGGGCUUAUGGUGGAAUCUGCAAUUCCAUUAUUGAGAUCAUGGGAGCAUAAAAUUGAGACAAAUGGUGGCAUUGGAGAGAUAAGAGUUGAUGAGGAUUUAAGGAACUUCUCAGCUGAUGUAAUCUCAAGAGCUUGUUUUGGGAGCUCUUAUUCAAAAGGGAAAGAAAUAUUUUUAAGGCUCAGGGUCCUUCAACAUGCAAUGGAUAAGCCUGGUUUAUUUACUGGGAUCCCAUGUUUAAGAUAUCUUCCAACUAAGAACAAUAGACACAUUUGGAGGUUGGACAAAGAAAUUCAGUCAUUGAUAUUGGAUCUAGUUAAGGAGCACAAAGAAGAAUACACGACUACAUCUGAUAAAGAUUUAUUACAUGCUAUCCUUGAGGCAUCCACCGUUGAUCAUGGUGGGCCUGAUGCAGCUACCCGCUUUGUCGUAGACAACUGCAAGAACAUCUAUGUUGCUGGGCAUGAGACCACCGCGGUCACUGCCACGUGGUGCUUAAUGCUCCUUGCCUUGAAUCCUGAUUGGCAAGCUCGUGCGCGCGUUGAAGUGAUGGACAUUUGUGGUGCCCACACGCCGGAUGCAGAUAUGACCCGUAGGAUGAAAACGUUGACAAUGGUGAUCCAAGAGACGUUGCGCCUUUACCCUCCAUCUACAUUUGUAGCAAGAGAGGCCUUGCAAGACAUGAAGUUCGGCGAUAUCCACAUUCCUAAGGGCAUCAACCUAUGGAUAUGCAUACCAAAAUUGCAUCAGGACAUCGAUAUAUGGGGCCCGGAUGCCUCGGUAUUUAAUCCAAACAGGUUCGCAAGUGGAAUCUUUGGUGCAUGUAAGCUCCCGAAUGUGUACAUUCCAUUCGGGCUCGGGCCUCGCACGUGUCUGGGCCAGAACUUUGCCAUGAUGGAAUUGAAGGUUCUCCUCUCUCUGAUCUUGUCCAAGUUCUCUUUCUCCCUCUCUCCAAAAUAUUGCCAUUCACCUACAUAUAGAAUGGUUGUAGAGCCUGAACAUGGAUUGUAUCUUACUAUAAAGAGAGUUUGAUUGUAAUACUCCUAGUUGUAAUUGGUCACUUGAAUAGUCAAAUCAAUCGAUCUGAACUGUCCAUAAUGUUCAACAUACAAUUCAUGGGUUGUUUUUGUGUAAUGAUCUUGAUUGUCAAUUUUUAAGGCCAUUGAUCAAAUGGUUAGUGUUUGUAAGA